ACAAUCUAAAUUCAAUUUCUGAUAACGAAGUGUAAAUAAAACAUAUGCAAACUGAAAAAUUCUUAUCGGAUAGUAAAAUGAUUUGCCGACUGUGUUUAAUUGAGUCAAAUGAAAUAUUAAAAAUUUAUAACGAAACCGGAGAAAUGAUAGAUAAUGACAUAUUGAAAGUAGUGGCUAAACAUUUCCAAAUUGAGAUUCGAUACGAUGAUGCAGUAUCUAAUAUAAUAUGUUUCGUAUGUUGGGAUUAUCUAUCGAAGUUCCAUAAAUAUUGGUUGAGUAUUGAAGAAAAGCAGAUAACAUUGAAUAACCAAUUGCAUUUUACGGAAAUAAAACGUGAUACCGAAGAUGUAGAGACAGAAGGUAUCGCUUAUGAAGAAAAUAAUUCAACUAAUGAAAAAAUAGAGACUGGUUUGUGUGAACCUGAAAUAGUUAUGUUUAUUGAAAAUACAGACACAUUUGGAGUUGAAACCGAAUUUGUUGCUGCAAAAACUGAAGAAGAAAUUGAGGCGACUGUUGAUUGUGAUGUUUUUGGCCCAAAAUCAGAUUCCCUUGAUAUUCUUUCAAGAGAAAAUGAAAUUGAAAUUGAGGAUAUUGCAUCCAAUAGUCAACAGAAGCGCAAAUAUACCAAAAGGAACAAAACGAUUUCAAAAGCGAGUUCAAGUGCCACCAAAGAAAUAAAAGUCGAAAGUUCCCAAAACAAAGCUAUCCGGGAAGCUGAUAAGUUUAUAGCAGAAAACACACAGUUGAACUGUUGUAUUUGUACGGAACAGCUGAAAGAUUUUAAGGAACUUAAAACUCAUUUUCGACAAAAACACCAAUGCGCCGGAUAUAUGAUUUGUUGUAAUCUCCGUUUUAAUAAACGUUCUUUAUAUGCGGAUCAUAUUCAGCUGCAUAAGAAUCCAGACUUCUUCAAAUGCUGCAUUUGCAAUAAACAACUAAUAAGCCGCAAAAAUUACGCACAUCAUAUGCACUCAUUACACCCGGCUGAAGAAAAUCUGCAAUUUGCUUGUAAACUUUGUCCAAAAAAGUUUUCUAAGAAAUACAUACUAGAUACCCACAUAAAAACGCGACACAUGCCCAAGGACCAUAUUUGUAAUAUCUGUGAUAAGGCAUUUUCACGUAUCUGGAUUUUGGAACAACACGAAAAAGCUGUUCAUCGCAACGAAUUUGAAUCAGUUUGUGAGAUAUGUGGAAAGCGUUUGAGGAAUGCCGCAAACUUACAAUAUCAUAUGGAUAACAUACACAAUACCGAACCACGUCCGGAAGUUGAAUGUACGCUUUGUCAUAAAUGGCUAAAAAGUAAUCGCAGUUUGCGAAAGCAUAUGAUUUCACAUCGUGCUAAAGCAUCUGGUGCAGUUAUCAAAAAUCGAGACAUUCGGUUGCAUCACAUACCCGGCGAACCAACUGCAGCGUCAAAGUAAAAAAGCGGGUAACUUUUGAUCAAUUGAAAGUUUUCAUGUUUUUCUUUUAGCUUAUGGUUUUUCAAUAAAUAAGAAGUAAUUUCAACCUAUUGAAAAA
Messenger RNA from Bactrocera tryoni, 1518 nucleotides. RefSeq names its product transcription factor grauzone-like. Gene Ontology annotation, molecular function: DNA-binding transcription factor activity, RNA polymerase II-specific; zinc ion binding; RNA polymerase II transcription regulatory region sequence-specific DNA binding. Lineage: Eukaryota; Metazoa; Arthropoda; Insecta; Diptera; Tephritidae. The transcript is spliced from 5 exons. The record is from RefSeq and is a predicted model, not a curated record. Gene Ontology annotation, cellular component: nucleus. Gene Ontology annotation, biological process: regulation of transcription by RNA polymerase II. The coding region runs from base 45 to 1421 and encodes 458 amino acids.